This is a messenger RNA of Hansenula ciferrii, 237 nucleotides long. RefSeq names its product ubiquinol--cytochrome-c reductase subunit 10 (gene QCR10). The transcript is spliced from 2 exons. The coding region runs from base 1 to 237 and encodes 78 amino acids. NCBI's taxonomy places the organism in Eukaryota, Fungi, Ascomycota, Saccharomycetes, Phaffomycetales, Wickerhamomycetaceae. Gene Ontology annotation, biological process: mitochondrial electron transport, ubiquinol to cytochrome c. The record is from RefSeq and is a predicted model, not a curated record.
AUGGUCAGAUACGCUGCUAAACCAAUUUAUAAAACUUUACCACAUUUAGGUAAACUUAAUUUACAAAAUUUAUUACAAUAUACACCAAAUUUAACAUUUUGGGGUGCUUCAUCAAUGUUAGGUAUUUUUGUUUUCACUGAAGGCGUUCCAAUUUUCCAAACUACUUUUUAUCAAAAAAUUCCUUAUUUUGGUCAACAUUGGAUUUCAAACCCUGAUCCUCAAGAUUUACCACAAUAG